AUGCCACUUCCUGAUGCCGAUACCGAGGUCAAGGCUUCCAGCGAAGCGGCCGAAUCGUUCGUCAGCCACUAUUACCAGGCCCUGAACAGCAGGUCGCAGCUUCUUCCGUUCUACAUCAACUCAUCCCCCAAAUACUCCGUCGCGGCCGACAUCUCCAUCAACGGUUCGGUGCUCGCCACGCCUGCUGACUACUCGACCCUCCUCGACGCUCAAGGCCAAGGCGUCCGCUACGACAUUGAAUCCCUGGAUGCGCACGUCAUAAACCCAAGCUCGCAGUACGGCGCGCCCGAGAGCGUUCACGACAACAGCAAGGUUGAGAAGAACGGGGGCCGGAUGAGCAUUGUCGUCACCACAAUGGGCAGGGUGCAGUUCGGCAAGGGGCGGGAAGCGCCGCAGAAGAUGUUUAACGAGACCUUUGUGCUCGUUCCCAACUGGGAUGCCAUGGCGAGAAACCCUCCUCGCGGGCUCAGGCGUUGGCUCAUCCAGUCACAAAACUUUCGUGCCUUGUAA
Messenger RNA from Ustilaginoidea virens, 510 nucleotides. RefSeq lists its product as uncharacterized. Lineage: Eukaryota; Fungi; Ascomycota; Sordariomycetes; Hypocreales; Clavicipitaceae. Bases 1 to 510 code for a protein of 169 amino acids. The transcript has 2 exons. Gene Ontology annotation, biological process: protein import into nucleus. Gene Ontology annotation, cellular component: nuclear pore central transport channel. The record is from RefSeq and is a predicted model, not a curated record.